This is a messenger RNA of Seriola aureovittata, 2605 nucleotides long. It is a transcript of the gene gng12a, whose product is annotated as guanine nucleotide binding protein (G protein), gamma 12a. Gene Ontology annotation, cellular component: heterotrimeric G-protein complex. Gene Ontology annotation, biological process: G protein-coupled receptor signaling pathway. The record is from RefSeq and is a predicted model, not a curated record. Bases 376 to 594 code for a protein of 72 amino acids. The transcript has 3 exons. NCBI's taxonomy places the organism in Eukaryota, Metazoa, Chordata, Actinopteri, Carangiformes, Carangidae. Gene Ontology annotation, molecular function: G-protein beta-subunit binding.
CCGACCAAAUUCGGCUGUUCUCGUCGCGAGGCGUCCAAGUGGAGGAGGAAAAGGAAAGGAGAGGGGGGGAGACUGGUCGUACUGUGAAGGAAGAAAAAGUAAACGACAAUUAAAUAUUGACACCAACCCGUGAGCGGAAAGUGAAAACGGUGCGAAUCGGGCAGCUCUGACGGCGACAGUGCGGUACAUGUAGAGCUAGUUUUCCACAGUCUAUGGUGUAAACACACUGGUGUAGUUGUGACAUUGCGCCGUGAGCGACAGAGCAGAGGGAAAGGUCUCCUCCCAGUCUGUUGACGGAUAGAGUUUGGCUUCAGUGAAAGGAGACACGGCUAGACCUGACUUUACAUUACCUCGGCCAGUGUUAUAUUGCCCAGGAUGUCCUCAAAGGCUCACAGUUCCAAUAACAUCGCCCAUGCCCGGCGGACGGUGCAGCAGCUGAGAAUAGAGGCGAGCAUUGAAAGGAUAAAGGUAUCCAAGGCCUCUGCAGACCUUAUGAACUACUGCAGUGAACACGCCAGAAACGAUCCUCUGCUCAUCGGCAUCCCCGCUUCAGACAAUCCCUUCAAGGACAAAAAACCCUGCACUAUAUUGUAGUGGAUGCCACUUAGCCGUUUUUGUUUUGUUUUUUUUUUUGCUUAUUAAUGUUGCUGUAUUCUUUUUGUUGGGAGGAGUGAGGGGUGGACUGUGAUCGUAUCAUUACCACCUGUUCUGUUAACAAUUCAACCCUGAUUUUCUCAAAAACAGCAAUUUGUAAUGAUGUGUUGUGGCUGCCCCAUUAGCCUGUAUUACUCACUGAAACUGUUGGCCUUGGCAGUGCCACGGGUUCAGUUCAGCUCUGACCACUAACAAGACUUUGGCUCUAUCAGUUGUGAUGGUAUCCGGUACAUAAUUAUGAACAGCAGAUAUCGUUUUCACUGACACUCAGUGAUGGAUUCGGCUCCUUCCUCUGUACACAGUCUCAUCUCCAUUGGGCAGUGACUGUUAUUUCCUCUCUGUUUUGCCUUAAGUGGAUUCAUGCAGCCAAAGUUUCCCUCCCCUCCUUAAAAAGUAUAUCAGAUUUAAGACGGAUAAUAGCGUCUUCAGACACCGUGCCCCACCAGUAUUUUACAGUCUUUGUCCAGUUUAAAUCACUGAAUUCAGGGAUCAAGGUUUACAUUGAGCUUCUACUCAAAUGUUACCAUCAUGUAUCUUUGAUCGGGGCGGUAACAACUGGUGUUAAAUUCAACUAUAGUAACACAAAGUAUUCUGCAACUCAUCACAGCAACAUCAGCUCUGACUGGUCCACGACAAUCCACAUCCCAUUUAAUCCACCGUUUUCCUGUCUGUUAUUUGCAGUAUGAUUACCAUGAUACAGUGUUGUCUUUAGCUGAUUUAAUGAAGCAUCAUGUUGAGAUAUAAACAUCUUUAAUCCAAGAUCUGUUUUGCUCAGAUUCAUGCCUUUGGGAUAAAAUGAGCCCAGUGCUGUGAUACUUAUGGUACUUUAUCACAUUAAUGCAGUGCAUACAUUUAAUUAUUUUUUACUCAGCUGACAAUGUGUAAUGAAGAGUUUGGGACCUAAACAUUUAAAUAUAUGUCUUGACUAUUGUUGGCCAUUCCUUCUGAUAACUUUUCUGUGGUACGACGUUUUUAGGACGCUGACGUCACGGAGCACGCCAGCAAGUGUUACGCAACACUGUGAGCCCCGCCUACUUGCUCAUCACAACAAGUGUCUUAGUCGAGUGAAUGUGCACGUCAUUGUCUUAAAGUGUUGUUGGUGCAAAUAUUGUAGGCACAGGUGUAAAUGGUAUGUGUGCAUUGAUGAUAAAACCACUCUCCCAAGACUGCUCUGAAAUUUCUCAUAUUUUUCAUUUAAACUAUAACGUUUGUGUCGGUGGGGGUCUUCAGUCUUCAGCCUAACAUGUCCUGCAUGUUGUGAUUCUCCAGGGGAAAAUAUCUGCUCUGGUAAAUUUAACUAAAAAACAGAAUAGAUAGUAUAAAUUAAAAAUGUCUUACACUCUAAAGCCUUACUCAUGUUUGCCUUGUAUCGUGAAGAGCACUCUUAAUGGGAGUACUUUCUUUAAAAAAAAAAAAAAAAAAAAAGAUGUUUCUAUAAAAAUGUUUUUAUCUGUGGGAUGAAAGUGAUUUGUAACAAUAUUGUGCCAUCUGUUUUUGUCUACAUGUCACUAGCAAAACAUGUGAAAUUGUGUUUCACUGACCUGGUGCUCCGCUUUCAGCAGUUUUGCUAUUGUUGCCUUCUCCAAAGGGUACGUUCAGGUCUUCAAAUCAGCAAGAUCUAGUGUUAUUAUCCAACUGUGUUUUUUAUGAUUGUCUCUAACAGUCACUUCUUCUUCCUUGCAAUAAAUCAUUCCUGUAUGCCUGUUAAGGAAAACUUCACAUUACCACUGCCAUGUCAUAAUUUCUGUCCAUUCAGCAACCCCUGUAAUGGCCUUAGUGUACUAUUGAUAGAUUAAUUUAACUGUCAAAAUUUGCAUUUUGAUAAUUGUCUUUAUUAAUAUACCAACCUUUGUAUGAAGACUUAUCCAAGAUUAAUAAAGUGAAGCAUUCCUACAGUACAAUACUGUACUAAUAUAUCAAUAAAGAUGUGUCGUGCUGCACAGACAGAAGA